AGCGGGAUCGCUGGACGUAGCGCAACAUGGCUCUACUUGCAAGAUGAUCCCAAUGCAAAAAGUUAUUUCUUCGUCUCAGGGUACUAGAGUUCUUCAUCGCAAGGCAUCUCUACGACCCGAAAGCGAUUUGUUAACGCGAACCAGCUGGGCCGAUGCCGCGCUAGCAUUAGCACAAGUUAGAAAGGGAAAAGCCCAAGGGAACAAAUGUGCAUUAUGGAUCAGAAGUUGGUUGCAAAAGCGAUUAUUCCUUCUUGGAUGUUUUAUUCAAAGGAAUCCCGGAAAAAUAAUAUUUGUAGGACUUCUAGUGUUAUCGUGUUUUUGUGUUGGACUAAAAUCAGCCACAAUGGAAACAGAUGUAGAAAAGCUAUGGGUCAACGACGGAGGCCGGUUAGAAAAAGAGCUGAAAUACAUAAAGAAGACCCUCGGCGAAGGUGUCGGCAGCACCAAUCAGAUCCUCAUCCACACACCACGAGAAGAAGGAUCCAACGUGCUCCAUCCUGACACUCUGCUUACUCACCUACAAGUACUCAAGGCAGCCAUCCAAGUUUCGGUGGAGGUCUUUGACAUACCAUGGAGCUUAAAAGAUUUGUGUUAUUCGCCAAGUUUUCCUUAUUUUGAAAAACAUUAUAUAGAUAUGCCUUUAGAAAAUUUAUUUCCUUGUGCCAUUAUCACCCCUUUGGAUUGCUUCUGGGAGGGAUCCAAACUCUUGGGACCUGAAUAUCCUGUAAAAAUUCCUGGUUUAAAUAUGAAUGUACAGUGGACAAAUUUAAAUCCGCAAUAUUUAAUAAAUACUGUAAAAAGGUUCGGAACUAACUACAUGUCUUCAUUUCCGUUACUCAAAAUAGAAACUUUCAUGAAACGGGCAGGCAUUUCAUCAGCUUAUCAAGAGAAACCAUGUUUGCUUCCAUCUGAUGAACAGUGCCCCACAUCAGCCCCUAACAAAAAGAGCUUUCAGCCUGUAGAUAUUGGUGCUACAUUGACAGGAGGAUGCUAUGGAUUUGCAACGAAAUACAUGCAUUGGCCUGAAGAUGUGAUUGUUGGAGGUGUGACCAAAAACAAAACUGGACACAUAGUGAGGUAUGCUUUGCUUUUGCAGACAAUUAUACAACUAAUGGCUGAAAAAGAAAUGUAUGAAUUUUGGCAAGAUCAUAUCAAGGUUCACAAUUUGGACUGGACAGUAGAGAAAGCAAAAAAAGUUUUAGAAGCAUGGCAGCGAAAAUUUACUGAGGCUGUGUACAAAGAAUCUCAAUCUCAAAAUGUCUCAAGGAGAAACUCUAUUAAUGCCUUUUCCACAACUUCUUUGGGUGAUAUUAUGAAAGAUUUUUCGGAAAUGAGCGUUACUAGGGUUGUUGCUGGUUAUGUUGCUAUGCUUGUUUAUGUCUUUUUCUGCCUCAUGAACUGCUAUGAUCCUGUGAAGUCUCAAAGUGGCAUUGGUAUUGCAGGUGUUGUUUUAGUCGCCCUUUCUGUUGCAGCUGGUUUGGGUUUCUGUGCUCUACUCGGCAUUGUUUUCAAUGCUGCUACUACUCAGGUCCUUCCAUUCCUUGCCUCAGGCUUAGGUAUGAAUAAUAUGUUCCUCAUUGCUCAUCAGUAUGCUCUAAGUGCCAAGUCAGAAUCAAAUUAUAAGGAGCUGCUUACUGGAGAAGUUCUCAAAAGAACCGGUGUUAAUAUUUCUUUGACUUCCUUCUGUAGUAUAUGUGCUUUUUUUUCGGCUACCAUAAUUCCUAUUCCUGCCCUGAGGACGUUUGCUCAACAGGCAGCAAUUCUUGUGCUCUUCAAUGCAGCAGCUAUUCUACUCAUUUUCCCAGCAGUUGUCAGUAUAGAUAGCAAGAGGCGGAAAUAUAAACUUAUAGAUAUCCUCUGCUGUUUUAAGGGCGAUCUGACGGAACAAGAUAAAGAACAGAUGCAAGGCCUUCGGCAUUCUCAAUCUUGUCCGUCUGUUGUAGUACCUAUAAGGCAAGCUGUUACACACGCACUACCUCCUGAUGGAGGCCAUGUUGUUACAGUUCUUGCUCCAUCUGCUAAUCGGCAAUCCACACGCUGGCAAACUACAGCCACACCAAAUCCUUCUGUUGAAAAUUUGACUUCUUCAACAAACACUCCUGAAACCAAAGAAACUCCGACAAAAGAAAAAAUCAGAGAAAAAUAUUUAAAGGUCAUACACAAUAAAAGUUACUUGAAGUGGUCUUUAUUAUCUUGGUUUGUUAGCAGUUAUCUUGCCCCAACUCUACAGAAAACACCCACAAAGUUUCUCACUGUUGUGUCAUGCAUCAUCAUGAUAUGCAUUGGAGUUUGGGGAAUCUUCCACGUAAAAGAUGGAUUGGAUUUGACAGACAUAGUUCCAAGAAAUACGAAUGAAUAUCAAUUUCUGCAGCAGAGAGCCAAGUAUUUUGGGUUUUUCAACAUGUUUGCUGUGACACAGGGCAAUUUUGAGUAUCCUACAAACCAAAGGCUCCUCUAUGACUAUCAUGAUUCAUUCACGAGGAUUGAGAAAAUAAUAAAAAACGACAAUGGAGGUCUUCCUGAUUUUUGGCUUACAAUAUUCAGAGAUUGGCUUCUGGCCCUUCAAAAAUCUUUUGAUUUUCAUUGGAAAAGUAACUGCAUUAAUCAAGAAGGUUGGUGUUCAAAUGCAACAGAGGAUUCUAUCUUGGCAUACAAGCUAAUAGUUCAGACAGGGCGCAUUGAUAAUCCUGUGGAUAAGUCACUUGUUAAUUCAGUGAGACUUGUGGAUCAAAACGGAAUUAUCAAUCCAAAAGCUUUCUAUAACUACCUCACUGCUUGGGUAUCGAAUGAUGCUUUAGCUUACUCUGCUUCUCAAGCUAACUUUGUGCCUGAACCUCGACGCUGGGUCCAUGACCCUCUAGACGUUGAACUGAAAAUGCCAAAAUCUCAACCAUUAGUGUAUGCCCAGAUACCUUUCUUUCUGAACAAGAUGGGAAGCACAGAAGAUAUAACUGAAACAAUUCGAGAGAUUCGCAUUGUUUGUGAAAAGUUUAGAGAAAGAGGACUUCCAAAUUUUCCCACUGGACUUCCUUUCACUUAUUGGGAGCAGUAUUUGAGCUUAAGAUAUUAUCUUUGGUUGUCCAUUCUCUGCAUUUUUGUUGUCAUCUUCUUUGUGAUAGCUAUUCUUCUGUUCAGUUUUUGGGCUGGAAUUGUUGUGGUAUUCCUUUUAGCUGUGAUAUUAAUUGAACUAUUUGGAUUUAUGGGAAUAAUGGGUAUAAAAUUGAGUGCUGUUCCAGCUGUUAUUCUUAUUGCUUCUGUUGGCAUUGGUCUUGAAUUUGCUGCUCACAUACUCAUGGGAUUCUUGACGAGCAUAGGGGAUAGGGAACGUCGGAUGGUUAUGACUUUGGAGCAGAUGUUUUCGCCUGUAGUUCAUGGUGCUAUGUCAACAUUGAUAGGAGUUGUUAUGUUAGCUUUUUCUGAAUUUGAUUUUAUUUUCAGGUAUUUUUUUACUGUUUUAUGUGCAUUAGUAAUAUUAGGCCUCUUAAAUGGAUUUGUGCUUUUUCCUGUCAUUCUUUCCGUUGUUGGCCCUCCUGGAGAGGUUAUUCCACUGAACGACUCUGACAGGAUUCCUACACCUUCUCCCGAGCCAUCACCAAUUAGGCAGCGAAUGAAACAUGCCCGUCCCUUUGGCCGAAGAAUCUAUCCAAGAUUGGCUUCUGAAAUAUCACUCUCUACAAUAACUGAAGAAUCCAGCUCAUGUCAUUCCUCUCAUGAAAUAAUUGUACAGCCGGAAGUUGUUGUUGAAACGACAACAGUUACAAAUACUUCAAAUGGAUCUACUACUGUUAAUACCUCUACCAAUACCCCUGAGAAUACUGACAGCCAAUCUGAUGACAGUUCAAAAUGCAAUACUCCAAAUGGUGAAAAUGUUUCAACUACAACUACUACAAACACCAGCACAAGUUUUGGCCCCCAUCCUUCUGUAACUACUCAGACUGCUGUCACAACAAGAGUAACUGCCACUGCUAAAGUUAAAGUUGAAGUUCAUGCCCCCUUGUUGUCCAGUUUAGAUAGCUCAAGGCAUCGUAGAAGGCGUGAUAGCUCCUCAUCCAGAAGUUCCAGUGCUCGUAGUUCACCUACUUGAAAGUAUUUGAAGUAUACGGCUGUUUAAUACUUCAUUCCUUAGCUGAAGGUUCAGCUCGCUUGCACUGGCCGUGUGGUGUUGGAAGCUAGAUCUGAUGAUUCAACAGUAUAGAGAAGACUAAAGUUAGCGCAGAUGCAGAGGCAGGCACUUCUGGAGAAGUGUGGGGAGACAAAUAUGGUUUUUGCCAGAAUGGGAAAUUAUUUCAUGUUUCUGAACAUGAUAAUGAGCAAUAGAAUUGACCUGGUCAUAUUUUAGGUAUUGUUUGUAAGUGGUUGAUUUGGCAGUCGUAUACUUUAUUUAUUGCAAGUGCACCUACAUCUCGGGGGUUUUUAAAAUGUUUUAGUUUUACAUAUUCAGGGCUUCAUUAUAACUGCUAAUACGAUCAAAUUCUAUGCAUUUAAUGUUAAUAUAUGAAUGUUUAACGCAAGAUCAAAUUUGUUAUGCGUUUUUCAACGUUUCAACCCCAUUGUUGUAAGUGCCCUUUCAGUAAUAAAGUUAUAUUAAAUCAAAAAGUGUCACUAGUCCAUUUGUAAUAUAGAAAGAAAUAUGUUUUUAUAUAUAUUAUGUUGUUGUAAUGAUCUUUUUGUUUUGUCCAGAACACACAAACUAUAUUUUUUUCUCAUGCCAAAUCAACUGUUUACAAAAUCUUUUUUAUGCUGCUCAACCAGUUCAUAAAAUCAGCUCAACUGUGAACUUGAGCAUAUUGUUCCUUUAUUUUUUUUCUUUUUCGAAUCAAAGAAUGUUCUUCACACUAUAAGUGUUUGUGUUUUGCUUUGUGAAAUUUUUAAGUGUAGUAAAAACCUUUUUCCUGUUUUUUCAGUUUGUUCUACUCUUGUCUAAAAGUGAAUUGUAAUAUUGAAGCAUUUUUCAAAAACAUUAAAUACGUUUAAAAAAUGUUUAUAUGUGGUUUUAAGUACAAUGCUGUUGAAAACUGAACUACUUUACUAGUCCUGUGUUUGCUUUUAUUCCCCCCUGUAAAUGUUUAAGAAUUGUUGGGAGAAGUCUCAAAGCAUUAAAAGAGUAUUUUAUCUUGUGCAAGUAACGAUCAAAUUUAAACAAAUGUUUUUUUGUUUUUUUUUCUAGAAAAGAUAAUUUGUGACAAUUAAGAAAUCUUUACAUUCCAAUUUUUACUUGGAUUUCUGAAAGUAUAUUUUGUACAACGUAUGGUUUAGAGAAUAAAUUUUUAGCAAAUGAUAAUUUGAUGCUUUUGAUAAUUUACGAUCAUAUUUGAAGAAAACAAUUUUAAAUAAAAUAAUGGUUUGUGUUAGUUGAAAAUAGAAAAUACUUAAAACAAUUCACAAAAUUUCAUUGGAGGAAAUUUCUUUAAAAAUAUAAAAAAGUAAUGGAUCAUUUGAAAUUUUCAAUGUACAAAAAUUAACGAAACAGAAAAAGCUUUAAGCAUUUAAACUUUAAUGAUUAUAACAAAUAGGAUUAGUUUUAUAGUUUUAAACUGCCUUACUCAUAUUUUGAUAGUUUUACUGUAUUUGUUUUCAUAAACCAGAAGAAAAAAACCCUGAAGUAUUGUACGGUUAUCAAAAAUUAAGAAAUAAAUAUUAUUACAGUAUCGUUUCAAGAAUCUUAGGUAAUUGAGGCUGACGUCACCUUGGAUUAUCCAGAAAGUACUGCAUGAACUCAGAGUACACGUUCAAAUUGAACUUUCAAAUAUUUGAAAAUGGCAUCUAAAAGCAAUUAAAAUUUGUAGUCUUGAAAAAGCACAUUUUAUAAUAUAUAUAUAUAUAUUUCUAUUGCUUUGAGCUAAACACUAAAAGUCUCUUCUGUAAUGCUUUUAUAGAAUAUUUACUUUCUACUAAAUGCUUAAGUUGCAGUUUUAUUUAUUUAUUUUUUUUUUUUUCAUGGAAUUCUUAAUGGAAUUCAUUCUAUUAACUUCUUGAAAAAUUAAGCAUGAAAAAUUAAGUCUCAUUGAGUCAUGAAAAUCUGCAAAAAGGUUUUUACUACCUAUUUAAAUAAGUGUGAUCAAUGCUUCAGGGAAUUAUUUUUGUCUGUAACUUGUUUUCUGCAAGACAUUCAGUACAAAAGAAAGCUAUAUAUUAAUUUUCAGUUGUAACAUAUUUGUAUUUUCAUGAUGUUGUUAAAUUAUUUUUAAGGAAUAUCAGAAGAGGCAAAUCAGGAACAAGAGCUAUUUAUUUAUUUUUGUGUAUAAUAAGUUUAGAUUUAGGUUGUACGGUUACAGAAUUUGCCUCGUGACUUUGUCACUGCCGUGUCAUAUCCUAAAGCCAUUGUUAAUCAUGUACAUUAUGUAAAUAGCAAAAGCUGUAGAUUUCACAAUCUACUGUGUGUAUUCUUAUGAAAGUAUAUUAAAUUUUAUAAUAUUUUUUAUAUGAACUUUAAGUUUCAUUGACUCAUUGUGUGAA
Messenger RNA from Uloborus diversus, 6456 nucleotides. RefSeq names its product protein patched homolog 1-like (gene ptc). Gene Ontology annotation, molecular function: smoothened binding; hedgehog receptor activity; hedgehog family protein binding. Gene Ontology annotation, biological process: smoothened signaling pathway. Gene Ontology annotation, cellular component: plasma membrane. Lineage: Eukaryota; Metazoa; Arthropoda; Arachnida; Araneae; Uloboridae. The record is from RefSeq and is a predicted model, not a curated record.